UGUGUCGGAUACGCUGGCGAAUUACCCACUUUGGGAAUGAGCGGGGGUGAUUGACGAGGUCCACGGUUUCGCGACGUACGGAUGGAUCUCUCUCCUGCUGGAUUUAUUGGCAGUCUGGCCCGCCUCUUUCACGCUUCGAUGAUGACAAAUCCCUCAGUAUUUCGUUUCGUCAAUCUUUUAUAAGCACACCAUCGAUUUCUCGUCCUCCCUUCAAUAGUGUAAACAAUUUCCCAAGUUUGGUGAAUGGCUGACGGAUGGACAGUUCCCUAACUGUCGGCUCAUUAUGAAUCUAUUGGACGAGUUCCUUUUAGAAUAGUAUGGCGCCCUCCCUUUGGUUCGUCUUGUACAAGUUGCCAUCCAGCAACAGCGGUGGGCCAAAGGACGGGCGAGCCUACGUGUAUCGGACAUCUUCCAGCUCAACCCAGGCCGGCAGCGCUUGGAUCUCCUCUGGGCAGGCGAUCGAUUCGCCGAGUUCUCUACCCGGGCAAACCCUGGAACCGAUCUACCAUAGUCCGAAGGAACACCUAGUCGGGGAUGAAGAAGAUAAUCAACGAUUACUGCUGAUGUACAACGACGAAUUCCCAAAUGGAACGAGCAGCGAAACAUCCGCCCACGCUAAAGGUGUCGUGGCGUUCGACGGGCAAACCGGCUUUUGGUUAGUCCACAGCGUACCGCGCUUUCCUCCAGCUCCCGAUGGAGGACCACCAGGGACUAAAGGCAAUUACUCGUAUCCAACCACUGGGCUUCGCUACGGUCAAACGAUGUUGUGCGUCAGUUUGCCACUCCACCAAGCUGAUCUUAUUGGGAAACAGCUGCUGUAUUACCAUCCCUUCGUCUAUCAUUGGAACGUUUCGUCUGCCAACAAAGAAUGGAUCCAGAUGCUGCCUAAUCUGGCGGCUGUGGCUGGAGGAGCUCACAUCACUCAACCACCCUGGUCCCGCUCCACUCAGCUGUUGACGUCGGAUCAACUGACCAUCACCAGUUUUGCUAAAUCUCGCCAAUUCGGUCUAGAUCUGUACGGGGAUUGGAUGGCGACUGCGCUCCAAAGUUCUCUGUACGUGGAAACGUGGACUAAUGGACAAGGUCAUCCCAUGCCUUCUUUCUGCUUGAAUCGCACUUUCACAGUGCAGAACAUUAAGCAGGUGCACCUGAGUGACGGCCAAGCCUUCCCGUCGCACAGUGAUCACAGCAAAUGGGCCAUUUCCAGUCGCCAGGAGAAACCGUGGGUCUGCAUCGCCGACAUCAAUCGCAUGGAUUCCCAGCGGCAUCGAGGUGGCGGAUCGCUUUGUUUCAGUCAGCCUGAGCUGUGGCGUGGGCUCGACCAGGCUGUCAAUCAACUGGAACCUUGCCCACUUUCAUCGGCUUUCUUCUUCUCCGUGAAUAGGAAGCUCACAAAUACUAUGAAGAAGAAAAAGAAGAAGCAGAAGAAUCAGGUGACGCAACAAGACCUGUUAGUAUAAUACGCGUAGAGUAUAGGUUGAUUCACAAAAGAAACUUUCAAACAAAAGUUUGCGACUAUUUUAAAAGCUUCCGUAUCCUACAAGCUUGUUCCUUUUGGCCCUUCCUACUUGUACUAGUUUCUUAAUAUCUCUCCCUGUCUCCGUCUGACGUCAUUGGGGGGCCUACAAUAACUUUUCUACUCGACUCCCGAAUGUUUCAAUCUGUACACUUUUCCUUGCUGCAGACUACUAUCGUAUCAUAUUGCAAUUCCUCUCUUUACGAUGGAACUCGUCCUUAUUAUCUCGAGCCACUUUGUCUUUCCUCAUGACAGAUUUCUAAACCAAUAAAGUCAGCCUCCGUA
Molecule: messenger RNA, 1801 nt
Organism: Daphnia pulex (common water flea)
Lineage: Eukaryota; Metazoa; Arthropoda; Branchiopoda; Diplostraca; Daphniidae
Gene: DNaseII
Product: deoxyribonuclease-2-alpha-like
Exons: 8
Coding region: 318-1460 (380 amino acids)
Biological process (GO): apoptotic DNA fragmentation
Molecular function (GO): deoxyribonuclease II activity
Source: RefSeq, a predicted model, not a curated record